Molecule: messenger RNA, 1842 nt
Organism: Naegleria fowleri
Lineage: Eukaryota; Heterolobosea; Eutetramitea; Acrasida; Naegleriidae
Exons: 2
Coding region: 1-1842 (613 amino acids)
Biological process (GO): cilium organization; microtubule-based movement
Cellular component (GO): ciliary transition zone; axoneme; kinesin II complex
Molecular function (GO): kinesin binding
Source: RefSeq, a predicted model, not a curated record
AUGACCUCAGGGGAGGAAUCCAUUUCCAUCGAUCAACUCGAUAGCUAUCUUGAAAUGUUCUAUGAGCAUGGCGACUUGACUCCGAAGGUCAAGGCAUCGUACUACAUCAUGAUGCUUUCGAAAAAUCCAGUCAAUUUGCAGUAUUUGGUUUCGCAUGAACAAUUAUUAAAUCUUUUAGCACGAACUCUCCGAGAAGAAGGAAAGAAGAGCAUGGACCUAAUGAUAAAUAUUCUCUAUGUGUUUUACAGUUUUUCUCACUUCUCCCAAUUUCAUGAAAUAAUUACAAAAUUCAAAGUUGGUGUUGUGGUUAUGGAAGCCAUUGCAUACGAAGAAAAACGAAGAGAAAAAUUAAUCCAAAAGAAAGAGAAAAAAAUAGAGGAGCAACGAAAAGUUGGAGAGACAAUUACAAAGCAAGAAAACCUACUCUAUGUUUGUUUUAGGAUUUUGUUGAACUUGGCGGAAAAUAUUGGGAUUGAAAGCAAAAUGAAAAAAAGAGGUCUCAUUUCUCACCUGGUAAAUGCAUUAGAUGCUGAAAGUCCAGAAUUGUUGUGUGUCUUGGUCACUUUCUUACGAAAAUUGAGUGUCUUCCAGGAAAGUAGGUCUGAAAUGCUUGAAGCUGGCUUGUUGCAAAAAAUUUCAUACCUCUUUCAAUUUGAAAACGCAAUUCUAUUGAAUGAGACGAUCCGAUUGCUGAUAAACAUGACGUUUGACUCCAAUUCCAGAAAAGCCGUUCUGGCUGUCACACCAAAAUUAGUAGAGCUAUUAAGAUUUCCUGACCACUUUGACUUUUGCAUCAAACUGCUGUAUCAAUUCAGCCAAGAGGAAGAGUUUUCAAGCUAUAGCUGCGCAACAGAGACGCUUCCAUUCAUCAUACUGGAGUUUGUCAUAGAAUAUCCUGGAACUAGGGUGGGAAAAGAGUUAAUUGCACUGGCAAUCAAUCUUUCAUGCAUAGAGGGUGUUGCAACAAAAAUGUGUCUCCAUAACAAAGGCCUUUCUCGCCUUAUGGAUCGACUUGUACGAACGAGAGAUCAAAACCUUGCCAAAAUGGUGAGAAAUAUUUCACAACAUCCUCAAUUGGGACCUCAAUUUAAACCAUAUGUGAACGAUAUUUUAGGAAUGUGUUCAAUUGCUGAAACUGAUGAUCUGUUGGUAGAAUUGUUGGGAAUACUUGGAAAUAUGAGUAAUUCAAAAUCCUUUUCAUUUUCACAGAGCUUUAGGCAAUACGAUAUUAUCACAUUUCUGUUCAAUUUGCUAAAGAAAGGGACAAAAACAAAAACAACCAUUGUCAAUACCUUGACCAAUGUACAAGGCGAAAAAGACGAUGACAUUUUGUUGGAAGCAAUCAUAUUGUUGGGAAAUGCCAUAUCGGAUGAGGAAACUGCUGCUCUAAUUGCCAAAUCUCCGAUUAUUCUCACUCUAUGCAACAUUUUCAUUGAAAAGCAAGAAGAUGAUGAAAUUGUUCUGCAAACUAUGUAUGCCUUUUACAAAAUGUUGCUGUUCAAUGCAACUAGAGAAGGUUUAAUGAGUCAACACCACAUCAUCAAGGUGAUUAUUGAAUUAUACCAAGAUGAAAAUGAAAAGAUCGCAUCAACAGCCGAAACAAUGUUAGACAUUAUUUCGGAAUGGGAUGAGCAAUGGACGGAUAUUAUCAAACGCAAGAGGUACUUCCUGUACAACCACAAGUGGCUUGAAGAAGUUGCUAAUUUACCAUUACCACAAGAAAUUGGACAUGUUGAUGAAGGAGUUCCAAUUCAAGAGAGUGAUGACCACGAGGAUGAAACAGCACACAUGGUUGACAUGAGUGAAAUCAGCGAAGAUUUGGAGGUCGGCACUUUACACUGA